Photinus pyralis (common eastern firefly) is the source of this 4568-nucleotide messenger RNA. RefSeq lists its product as uncharacterized. The record is from RefSeq and is a predicted model, not a curated record. Bases 190 to 3918 code for a protein of 1242 amino acids. The transcript is spliced from 2 exons. NCBI's taxonomy places the organism in Eukaryota, Metazoa, Arthropoda, Insecta, Coleoptera, Lampyridae.
UUGGCACGUCAAGUGUAUACUAGAAUAAAUUCAUCUAUUGACUUAGUGGCUGCUGAAGGACGUUACCAUAAAUUAUGCCAUGACAAUUUUUUUAAACCACUAAAAGUUACUCCACCUGGAAGACCAUCUGAUAAGCUAUGUGAUAAAGCAUUUUCCUCGCUAUGUAGUUAUAUAAACGACAAUCUCGAAAUGUGUCAAUUUUCCUUAAAUGAUUUGCACGAAAAAAUGGAAAGCUAUCUACCUACCGAAAACAAAGAUUGCAUGUGGAGCAAAACCUAUUUAAAAGGCAUGUUAAUUGCCUGCUAUCAAGAUAGAAUAAAUACAGCACAAGUAGGAACAAACUUAAUACUGACAUUUAAAGAAUAUGCCGAAAAAAUAUUGAGUGAUCAGUGGUACAAUUCUAGAAACAAAGAUGAGGAAUCAGAAUGUGUUAGGAUUAUAACUGCUGCAGCAAACAUAUUACGAGAGAAUAUAAGAAGACAAGUUUAUGAAAUAAAUACAUAUCCAACAAAUUCGGAAUUUCAAAACGGAGGCCAAGAUUGUAUUCCUGACAAUUUAAAAAUAUUUUUACGUACUCUCUUUAAUCAGACAUCAUCCGAUAAAGAAAAUUUGACAACCGAACGAAAAAUGGUAAGCCUAUCCAAUGCCAUAAUCGCUAUUAUACGCCCAAAGUCUUAUAUAUCUCCGGUGCUCUUGGGUUUGGGUAUUCAUCUUCACCGAAAAUUUGGAUCUAAAGAUUUACUCUCCAUUUUACAUGCUUUGGGUUUUGUUAGUCACUAUAAAUCUGUAAUGUUGUAUGAAAACACAGCAGCAGAAUUAUCCGUAAAUGUUAGCAGUCCAUCAUUUAUACAAUUUGCAUUUGAUAAUGCAGAUUUUAACAUUCGAACACUGGAUGGAUUUGGAACUUUCCAUGCAAUGGGCGGAGUUAUGGUUGUUACACCUGAAAAAGCUAUGACGAUAGAUCCUUUACACAAAACGCCUCAAAAUCAGUUGCAAGUAGGACAGUUUGGAACAGCACCAAUCGUAGCUUACCAUAAGCCGCCAAUCCUUGGUUUAAGCAAAAUUACAGUUGAAAAACUCUGUGUGUUAAAACCUGAAAGUCUCCGGGUUUCCAGUCUGUUAAAUUGUCUUUGGGCAUAUGGUCAAAUGAAUAACUUUCAACCAAAUUCUUCCUGGCAAGGAUAUAUGUCUGCAAAAAUCCAAAGUAAGGGUUCACAGGAGGUUAGUAAAGUAGUACCGUUGCCUUUUGUAAAUUUAGACCCAAGUAACCCUACUGCUAUUUACUCGUCAUUGGUGUUUGCACUCAAGUUAUGCAAAAAAUUUAAUAUGAAGACCUGCAUUGCAACGUUUGAUCAACCAUUGUUUGUUAAAGCUACAGAAAUUGUGUUGGCAUCAAACCCUACAGACGAUUUAUCCCAAGUAGUUGUGCGAUUAGGAACAUUCCAUCUUAUAAUGUCAUUUAUGGGAGCAAUAGGGUUUACAAUGUCAGGAUCAGGGCUCGAAGAAUUGUGGGCUACAGUUUACGCUGGGAAUAGUAUUCCGCAUCUAAUUAAUGGUCAUGCUUAUUCGAGGGCAUUGCGUGCUCAUCUGCUUACCCAAUCUGCAUUAACACAACUGCUAUUUUUAAAAAAUACAGGUAGUCCUGAAUAUUGCAAAAAUGAUUUGGAAGAACUGUAUAACCCUGAUACUCAAAUAGAAAAUGUCAACGACCAUUUACUUUUGAACAGACUACUGAGUAAUUUUGAAGAAAUAUUUAAAACAACAGAAGCUUCCCAUCGGACUGCAAAACUAUGGUGUCAAUAUUGGAAUCAGGUAGAGAUUUUAAAAAUGACAAUCAAAGCAGAUAGAACUGCCGAUUGGGAUUUACACUUAUAUUGUGCCAGUUCCAUGCUACCAUAUUUCCAUGCGGCAGGACAUUUGCCAUAUGCAAAAAGUUGUCAUCUUUAUGUUCAAAAUAUGUUAGCUUGUAAACAUAGUAUGCAUCCGGAAGAUUACAGAAGAUUGACCAAAGAAGAUUGUAAUGUAGUUCGUAGAAACGAUAAGUAUUGGUCUGGGACACCGUUAGAUAUGAUAAUUGAGCAAGAGCUUAUGCGACGUAUGAAAACCUCUGGAGGCUUGACUCACGGAAGAGGAAUUACAGACAGCACAUUAUCUCGCUGGAUAAGUGGAAUGCCCCAAUGUCUUCAAGUAAGUGAAGCCUUAGAAAAUUUCUCAGGAGUAAUUACACUCACAUCCGAGCAACAUGUGGAGUUACGGUCCUCACGAAUAGAACGAGAUCAACAAGAUUUACGCAAACUAUUUGAUUGGUUAGAGAUACGAAAUCCGUUUAAUCCUGAUAUAAAAGAGUUAAUGUCAAUUAGUUCUGGUGUUGUGGCCAACAGUGACGUCAACUGCGACAAAGCUGCAGAAAUCGGCGAAAAAGUGAUAAGCAGAAUUAUUGGUACCAACUACAAUGUCUUACGGCUUAAACGUAACGACAAAGUGAGAUCGCUUUUAUCAGGAAUUUCAUCAGUAAAAAUUAAUGGUGAACAAAAAACUGUAGAUCCUGCACUUCUUUUUAGUAGAAUACUUUGCUCUGCAUCGUCUCCUGAAGAGAUAAAACAGUGUUUUAAGUAUGAAUUGGCUGCAUGGUCUCCUAGUUUGUUUGACAACGGAUUAUUACGAAAAACCAGCAAAUCAACGUUAUACAAAUUAUUUGAUAAGCUGCACCCGCCAUUACUUCAAAAUCCGAAUUCCAUAACACAUUAUGUAAUAGAUGGAGGGCACUUGCUACACAAAGUUGUUUGGCAAAACCCAGCAAUAUUUUCAGAUGUAUUUUCUCAAUACUACAAUUAUAUAAAAUAUCAUUAUGGUCAAAGUGUCACUGUUGUUUUCGACGGCUAUGAAGAAAUGCAAACCAAAAUUGUAGAGCAAAAUCGCAGGUCUUCGGGUAAAAAAAUGGUACCAAUUGUAUCUUUUUCCAAUCUAUCUGCAGUGAAGAUACCAAAAGCAGAUUUUUUGUCAAACAGCACUAACAAAAGCAACUUCAUACGGGCUCUCGGAAAAAUGUUGGUCGAAAAUGGAAUCAAUGUUAAAUUCGCUGAUGGUGAUGCUGAUACUCUUAUUGUAACUACUGCAGUCGCAAUAAGUGACAAUUUUCCUGAAGGUGCGGUAGCAGUAGUUAGCGACGAUACAGAUAUUAUGGUGUUAUUAAUCCAUUACUGUCAGAAGAGGCUGUUUAUGAUUCGUCCGGGAAAAUUAUCUAAACCAAAUAAAGUAACCAAUAUAUCGGCCUUACAACAAAGAUUGGGAGACCUAAAGGAUGUGAUUCUUAGUGUCCACGCUAUGACUGGUUGUGACACAACCUCUGCUGUGUUUAAUAAAGGCAAAAUUAAUUUAGUAAACACCGUUCAAAGGAAAAGGUUAUGUAACAUCUUAAAAGAAUUUUAUAAUCCUCAUGCUACAAAGGAGAAGUUAGAAGAAAUUACAACUCAAUUCUUUAUAGCAGCAUAUGUCAAAAGUGUACCACAAACACCAGAUUUGGAUAGUGUUAGAUACACACUUUAUCAACAGUAUGUAGCCAAACGAAGCCUUAAUACCAAUUUUAACUUGGCAUCAUUACCACCUACCUCAAACAGUGCAAAGUAUCACGGAUUUAGAGUUUUCCAUCAGGUACAGGCUUGGUUAAAUAACAAUUUACCACCGCAGGAUUGGGGGUGGAUCCUAAAAAAUGGAAAUCUGCACCCAAUUCAUUCAGACCAAGCCAUGGCACCUACAUGGGUUUUGCAAAAAAUUUUUUGCAAUUGCUCAUCAGGGGGCUGUAAAAAAGCAUGUAGAUGUAAGCGAAUGGGUCUUAGCUGCUCUAUGGCAUGUGGGCAAUGCAAUGGCAUUACUUGUAUGAACCCAACAUAUGUGGACGCAGAUGAAGACUCUUUUUAAGAUAAGUUCCCUAUUUUUGUUCUUUAAAUAUUAAACGUUCUAGCAUAUGUUGUGUAAUAAUUAUGUCUCCCACCCCCCACAAAUUACUCCCGAACCCGCAAUACCACUUCAUUGUAUUCUACAAGUUUUAUUUUUUGUCACUUUUUUCUAAAAUUCUUACUUGUAGGGUUAUUAAGAAUAAUGCAAAUAAAAUGUAAAUUUUACCUCACUUAAGGGGUGGUUUUAGGGUGAUGGACUCAACGCCUCAACGCUGGUGUUUCAGUGGGUAUUUAGUACCUUAAAACAAAGUACUAUGCGAAAUUUCAGCUUGAUAUUUCUAUUUUUUAGGAUUCAACUCCAGUAAGUACUCGUAAUUAAAUAAGUAGGUACCUUGUUCAACGAAUUGCUACAAAUUUUAUCUGCGCCACUAAACAUCUAAAAAAAUUGAUGUAGUUAUACCUAUUUCGUAGGAAAUUUUCUUCUCUACAAUUUUUCUCUCUUUACAUUUUUCCUUAAAAUGCUUAGUUUUAGAGUUAUUAGGACAAAUUUCGAAAAAGGUAGAUUUUACGCCACUUAAGGGGUGGUUUUGGGGUGACGGGCUCAACGUCUCGGCGCUGGGGUUUCAGAGGGUAUUUAGUACCUUAAAACAAACUACCUUGCCAAAUUUCAGC